AGGUUGGCCGGGUGCUGAGCGUCGGGGACGGCAUCGCCCGUAUCUACGGCUUGAAGGGGGUGAAGGCGGGCGAGAUGGUCGAGUUCUCGAGCGGCCUGAAGGGCAUGGCCCUGAACCUGGAGACGGACAACGUCGGCGUAGUGGUGUUCGGCGACGAUCGUGCCAUCGUGGAGGGCGACAGCGUCAAGUGCACCGGCACCAUCGUGGACGUGCCCAUCGGCGACGCCCUUCUCGGCCGGGUAGUGGACGCCCUGGGAACGCCCAUCGACGGCCAGGGGCCCAUCGCCACCAAGGAGAGGCGCCGCGUCGAGCUGAAGGCGCCCGGCAUCAUCCCGCGCCAGAGCGUCCACGAGCCCAUGACCACGGGACUGAAGGCCGUCGACAGCCUCAUCCCUAUCGGCCGCGGGCAGCGCGAGCUCAUCAUCGGCGACCGGCAGACGGGCAAGACCGCCAUCGCGAUCGACACCAUCCUGAACCAGAAGUCCAUCAACGCAGGCCCCGACUCGAAGCUGCACCUGUACUGCAUCUACGUGGCCGUCGGCCAGAAGCGCUCCACCGUGGCGCAGCUGUUCGAGAUCCUGCGCAAGAACGAUUGCCUGAAGUACACUACGAUCGUGGCGGCGACGGCCUCCGACGCCGCGCCCCUGCAGUUCCUGGCGCCCUACACUGGCUGCGCCAUGGCGGAGUACUUUCGCGACACGGGCAAGCACGCGGUCAUCUUCUACGAUGACCUGUCCAAGCAGGCGGUCGCGUACCGCCAGAUGUCCCUGCUGCUGCGCCGGCCCCCUGGCCGUGAGGC
Molecule: messenger RNA, 799 nt
Organism: Prorocentrum cordatum
Lineage: Eukaryota; Dinophyceae; Prorocentrales; Prorocentraceae
Source: the annotation of a GenBank genome assembly